AUGGACGCUUCCGUCAAUCGUUCCGAAGUCGCACUCGACACCACAGCAGCGCAUCAUGUUCCAGCCACGGCAAUAGUUUUGAGCACAUUCGGAACCUCUACACUGAAGAAGCUAACAUCCAGAUCAACUGAAGAGAUUGCGUUGUUGUCAGAGAUGUGGCAGGAUGUGCAAAUCAUGAAAGCGCAAGAGACGAGCGAGGAGAAGGGUUUCACGUACCGGGAUGCAGGAUUCCUACUGGCUUUGCCUGGUGGUAUGGCAGAAGAGUUCGUCACGUCCAUUUGUGUGGAGAACAGCUAUCAGCAGGGCGCUGUGAAGACGAAUGAGAUGCAGGAAAAACAACUGAAGCUUCAGUACGACAGAAUGAAGCUAAGGAAAAUGCCCAGAAACGGGGCUCUCCAUGCUGAGCAUAUCUACAAGCAGAUAAAGGGUUGGGGCGAGGUGGAAAACAAGCGCGUGCUUCUGAGGGAUCUUGCCUCGUUGAUGCAGCUGGGCGACGGUCCUACAGCAGAGAUAUUUCGACGACUGAAGAAGGCGGAAUCCGAAGAGAAGACAAAAGGCGAGAAAGAUACCCGAGGGACUGCACAUGACGCGGAGCCUCCCGGCUUGGGCAAACUCUCGAUACAUCAUGCUCUCAACAUCCAGAGCUCGGCUGGCAUGUGGAUUCCAUCCUCGAAUGAUGCCACUCACGACAAGCGAAAGCCUGAAGCAGACAACACCGACGACAAAGCCAAAGCUCAAGAAGAUCUCAAGACCAAAAAACCAAGAGGUAGGUAUCAGCCUUGGGUAGGCGAAUGGAAGUGCUCCGUCUGCGGUUACUGGAACAGCCCCUCCUGCGACACCUGCCUGGGCACCAAGCCAGCGAAAUGCGAAGGGAGAAAGGAUUUGCAUACUGCCGAGAUCCAGCUCGACGAUGGAAAUCAUCGAAAGUUCCACAACCCAAAUGAAGAUCCAAAAGUGUUUGCUGGUGACUGGCAGUGCAGAUGUGGGCGUUGGAAGCCGAUUUAUUGCAAGGAAUGCGGCUGCGGUUGGUGUAGGAACGCGUCCAAUCGAGUGAUGCAGCCUGGCCCGAACAAGGUCUUCCGGCGUGAAAGUUACGUCAACAAACGCAACCCUGCAUUUGCAUGGUGA
Plenodomus lingam JN3 is the source of this 1128-nucleotide messenger RNA. Lineage: Eukaryota; Fungi; Ascomycota; Dothideomycetes; Pleosporales; Leptosphaeriaceae. The record is from RefSeq and is a predicted model, not a curated record.